AUGUUCAAUCCGGCUGGCAAAAUAAAUGCAAAAGAUGAACAGAUUAAACAUUUUUACAAUAAACGUUUUGAACUGUACAUUGAUCGCGGUUGCCUUAUGUGGGGCUAUAGAUUAGUCAUACCUCAAGGUUUAAGCGUUAAGGUAUUAUCACAAUUACAUAUAAGUCACAUUGGUAUAGUUAAAAUGAAGUCCAUGGCUUGCAGCUACGUUUGGUGGCCCAAUAUUGACGCAGAUUUAGAAGCAAUCUGUAAACAGUACGAAACCUGCGCGGCCGAGGCGCAGGCGCCGCCGCACGCCUCUCCGCAGUCCUGGCCAUAUCACACUCAGCCUUGGAGUAUGGUUCACGUUGAUUUUCUUGGACCACUGUUUGGGAGAACUUACCUAGUAGUCAUAGACGCGAGUUCAAAGUGGCUUGAAGUUUUUAAGAUGCAUAAAACGAAUGCAACGGCUGUAAUAAAAGUUCUUCGAGCAACGUUCGCACGGUUUGGACUACCAGUGGAGAUCGUAUCGGAUCAAGGUCCCCCGUUCAAAAGCAAUGAGUUUCAGACAUUUUUAAAUAAUAAUGGCAUUCGACAAUCUUUUUCACCCGCCUAUCACCCGUCAUCGAACGGAGCGGCCGAAAACGCGGUCAAACUUUGCAAACGGGCACUUAAGAAAGCAAAUAGGGAAUCGGUCGACAUAGAUGCCGCUAUGCAAACAUUUUACUGA
This is a messenger RNA of Parnassius mnemosyne (clouded apollo), 708 nucleotides long. The record is from the annotation of a GenBank genome assembly. Lineage: Eukaryota; Metazoa; Arthropoda; Insecta; Lepidoptera; Papilionidae.